CUCGCUCUUUCGCUCUCUUCUUUCACGCGUCCCUGCUGCGAGAUUUAUCAACCUUGUCUUUAAACCGGCUUUUCACCGAUCCUUGGAAGCACUGCCAAGAUGCCCAGGGAAGACAGGACCACGUGGAAGUCAAACUAUUUUAUAAAAAUCAUCCAACUGUUGGAUGACUUUCCCAAAUGCUUCAUCGUGGGUGCAGACAAUGUCGGCUCCAAGCAGAUGCAGGCGAUCCGUCUGUGCUUGAGGGGUAGGGCUGUCGUGCUUAUGGGCAAGAACACCAUGAUGCGCAAGGCCAUCCGUGGCCAUCUGGAGAACAACCCGGCUUUGGAGAGACUGCUUCCCCACAUCCGUGGUAAUGUUGGCUUUGUUUUCACAAAGGAAGAUCUGCCAGACAUCAGGGAUCUGCUGUUGGCAAACAAAGUGCCAGCUGCUGCCCGUGCAGGUGCCAUUGCCCCGUGUGGAGUAACUGUGCCAGCCCAGAACACCGGGCUCGGUCCUGAGAAGACCUCCUUCUUCCAGGCUCUGGGUAUCACCACAAAGAUCUCCAGAGGAACCAUUGAAAUCCUGAGCGACGUCCAGCUGAUCAGAACUGGAGAUAAGGUGGGCGCCAGCGAGGCCACGCUCCUCAACAUGCUGAACAUCUCGCCCUUCUCUUACGGGCUGAUCAUCCAGCAGGUGUAUGAUAAUGGCAGCGUGUACAGCCCAGAGGUGCUGGACAUCACUGAAGAAGCCCUGCACAAGAGAUUCCUGGAGGGUGUGAGGAACAUCGCUAGCGUCUGUCUACAGAUCGGCUACCCCACCCUUGCCUCCAUCCCUCACUCCAUUAUCAAUGGAUACAAGAAGGUCCUGGCUGUUGCCGUGGAGACGGACUACUCUUUCCCCUUGGCCGAAAAGGUGAAGGCAUUCCUGGCUGACCCCAGCGCUUUCGCUGUGGCAGCUCCUGUCGCCUCAGCUGCUGUGGAGAAAGCUGCAGCUCCUGCUGCCAAAGUGGAGGCGCCUAAAGAGGAGUCUGAGGAGUCCGACCAAGACAUGGGCUUCGGUCUGUUUGAUUAAACUGUCAGAUGGAUGUUCAGUCUGCAAGUUAACCAAUAAAACAUCUUGGAUUAACCAA
Molecule: messenger RNA, 1108 nt
Organism: Triplophysa dalaica
Lineage: Eukaryota; Metazoa; Chordata; Actinopteri; Cypriniformes; Nemacheilidae
Gene: rplp0
Product: ribosomal protein, large, P0
Exons: 8
Coding region: 100-1050 (316 amino acids)
Biological process (GO): ribosomal large subunit assembly; ribosome biogenesis; cytoplasmic translation
Cellular component (GO): cytosolic large ribosomal subunit
Molecular function (GO): structural constituent of ribosome; large ribosomal subunit rRNA binding
Source: RefSeq, a predicted model, not a curated record